Glossina fuscipes is the source of this 1814-nucleotide messenger RNA. It is a transcript of the gene Dronc, whose product is annotated as caspase Dronc. The record is from RefSeq and is a predicted model, not a curated record. The coding region runs from base 440 to 1795 and encodes 451 amino acids. Gene Ontology annotation, biological process: proteolysis. Gene Ontology annotation, molecular function: cysteine-type endopeptidase activity. NCBI's taxonomy places the organism in Eukaryota, Metazoa, Arthropoda, Insecta, Diptera, Glossinidae. The transcript is spliced from 2 exons.
UUAUUGUCUAAUCAAGUGAAUGCAUUGUAUUAUUGUUAAGUUGCUUUUGUUUCAAAAGAAAUUUUAAUAAUUUUGAAUACCAGUCUUAAAAUUUUAAAAAGAGGAAGUUCAUUUAAGCAUUGACGUAAAAGAUAAACUGCUUUUGAAAAAAUAAGAGAGUAAUUUUAUUAAAAAAGGGCAGUUUUAAACAGAACAAAGCAAGCUUGAGCAUUUUCUUUAUUGUAUUAUAAAAAGACAAAAACAAUAAGAGUAAAUAAGAGUAAAGAUCGCUGCAAAGGAGUUUUACAGCAUACACAAUUACUUCCGAAACAUUGAAUGUAUGCUAACUUGGUAAAAGCUUGAAAAUAAUUGUUCUUGAACAUUUUUUAAAAAAGAUAUUGCACGGUCAGUGCAACCAUUUACGGAUAUACGAGUUAUACACGUUAUAAACUAGUAGAUUAUGGAUGAUAAACAUCGUGCUAACAUAAUUGAAAAUACAGAUAAACUCAUAAAUCGUACAAAGUAUGAGAAACUUGCGCAUGCAUGUAAAGCUAAGGGUUUGCUCUCUCCGAUUAUGCUACAGAAUUUAGAAAAAAUUGAACCGGACAUGUGCGUAAAUUGGUCAGAAGAUGAGAAACAAUAUGAACGCCAUAAAAGGUUGUUCAUUAAAAUCACUAAACGUGGACCGACAGCUUAUCAAGAGUUGCGAAUGAUUUUGGCUGACUUAAAAUACGACAGUGCAUUGUGUGUUCUCAAUGCUCUGGACGAUGACUCACGUAUGCGUUCCAUACAAAAACGUGAAGACCAAAAAUACGAACGGCAAUUGUCUGGUAUAAGAGAGUGCGAAACGCUGAUUACAACAAAUGGCAAUAACAACAAUAACAGCAAUGAUAUGCAUUGUAUAGAUCGCAGUGAUGGUGCCAAAAAGGAAUUAAAUAUUAACAAAAGCAAUUGUUCAAAUGAAAUAAUGCUUGAAGAAUUUACAGAUGAAAUUUACCCAAAGAUGAGAUUGGACGUAAAAAAAUCAACGGCUGUUCACACACAUCCAAAAUUAGGCACAUAUCCGAUGCAAAGUCAAUAUAAUCGUGGUGUAUUUUUUAUGGUGAAUAUUAUUGAUUUCUUAAGUAACGAUGAGCCACGACGUGGAGCUGAAGGCGAUGCCGAAUCGCUGCUAUACCUGUUCCGCGAAUUAGGUUUCAAGUUGUUUUCUUACACCAAUAUCAGUCAAUCCGACUUUUUCAAAUUGUUAGAUGCACUCUUAAAUUCGAAAUACACAACCAACACAGAAUGCUUCGUUAUGGCUUUGAUGACUCAUGGGACCAGAGAUGAUGAUGGUUUUGAACGUGUAACAUUCCAUGAUGGUUCCAUUGUUAAAGUAGAAGAUAUUGAGAGAUAUUUUCAUAAUCACAUUUGCCGAAAUUUGCAAAACAAGCCAAAAAUUUUUAUAUUUCCUUUUUGCCGUGGGAAUAUUGCUGAUAUGGGAAUAAAAGGAAAAAUUCAAACAGAUUCAGUUAGCUACAUUAGUGGCAAUGCAAAAACUAAUAUACCUCAACUAUCCGAUGUGUUCAUAUGCUAUGCCGCUUCGCCUGGUUUUAAAUCCCAUAGAGAUGUGGAAGCCGGAUCUUGGUAUAUACAGAAAUUUGUGGAAAUGAUGGCUGCUAAUGCUCACGACACCUCUUUCGAAGAGAUUGUGAAAAUGAUACAAGCAGAAACCUCAAAACUGCGUACAGUAGAUGGACACUUGCAAACCGCCAACUCAGUAAAUAUGGGCUUCAACAAAGCAUUAUUCUUCAAUCCAGGGGUUUGGUUGGACUGAAUGCAUUUAAACACAAAUU